AUGAUAGAAGCAGCUGAUAUCGUAGCUAUGCUAUCUGAACGAGUCUCAAAAAGAGAUACUUAUCAACCAAAAGGAAAUAAACAAAUUCAAGAGCUCAUCGAGUAUCUUUUUGAAACUAUUCAAACUUUCUUGUCUACCUCAUCGUUCGAAAUUUACGAUGAAUCUACACUUGAUCAAAUCGAUUCAUCGGAUAAGUUCUCAGGAAAUGAGUCUCAAGCAAGUGAAGACAAUCAAGAGUUAGAAUCCGAAGAAGAAAUAGAAGAUAAUGAGGAACAAAUGGACUCAACAGAAGAAGAAGAAGAAAAUGAUGAUAAGCAACCAACACGCAAAUUUUCUCUUGAUUACAUGAAACAAAAUGAUCUACCUAAUAUGAAAUCUUUCUCUUUAACAUCGUUUUACUACUUAACUGAUCGUUAUGAUACUGAGAUUCUACCUCUUUUUCGUCAUAUACCAAAUCUUGAAGAAUUAACUUUGUAUAUUAUGGUCUAUGAUCGAACUACAUUUAUCGAUGGUACUCACAUUUAUAAUGAAAUUCUUGUUCAUUUACCACGACUUCAUAUAUUUAACUUUUAUAUUUCUACCUGCCCUAAAAUGGAUCAUUUAGUUCAUCAUCUAUCGAAAGAUGAUAUUCAACGAACACUUAUUAAUAACAUAAAAUAUCAACCAGUGGAUUGUAUUGUAAACUCUGAAUAUAAAUUUCCUCAAUGUCAUGUCUUUUCAUUACCGUUUAUGUUUGAACGUCUCAACGAUAUUGGUAAUACAUUUCCAAAUAUUAUUUUCAAUCAUGUUAGAAAAUUAUCGGUGAAAGAUAAUUUUCCAUUCAAACGUGAAUUUUUCAAGCGAAUUGCUUUCUCUUUUCCUUUGCUUAAAGACUUAUGUGUUGUUAAUUCUAAUCCACAAUCAUCAAUAUCCGACGAACGAAACUCUAAUGAUAAUCAAUUAUAUUCAAUUGUUAAAUUGAAUUAUCUUAAUUCUCUUUUUCUUGUGAAUGUUCAUAUUGACUAUGUCGAUCAAUUUCUCAAUGAGAGAAAAACACAUCUACCUCGUCUAACUGUAUUAGCAAUUGAUGAUAAUCAUUUAACAAUCGUCACAGAUAACUUUACAAAAGAUACAACACGGCUUAAUUGUAUUAAUGUGAAAAAAUUAGAAUUGUUUAACGAAAGAGUAACAACACAUUCAAAAGACUUUUAUGUUUAUUUUCCUUUGUUAAAAUCUUGA
Molecule: messenger RNA, 1218 nt
Organism: Rotaria sordida
Lineage: Eukaryota; Metazoa; Rotifera; Eurotatoria; Philodinida; Philodinidae
Source: the annotation of a GenBank genome assembly